This is a messenger RNA of Daucus carota subsp. sativus, 1119 nucleotides long. RefSeq lists its product as uncharacterized. The coding region runs from base 168 to 1025 and encodes 285 amino acids. The transcript has 2 exons. The record is from RefSeq and is a predicted model, not a curated record. Lineage: Eukaryota; Viridiplantae; Streptophyta; Magnoliopsida; Apiales; Apiaceae.
ACGACAACUAAUUACAAGGCAGGUAUAUCUUUUUCUUUUCCAUGACACGAGGUUGUUCUCUCGACAUCUGAUAAAUCUCUCUCCCCCUCCCUCUGUCUCUCUCUCGCUCUCGCUCUCUCUCUCUCUGCUUCUUUAUACUAGGAACAUAGUGUAGAAUCAUACAUACGAUGAUAGAGGACGUACUAGGUAAAUUGAUAUUGUUGGAGGCCGCAAUCCUUCUCGCGCUUUCUUACAAAACCGUUGUUCGAAAGCCCGUGAAGCGACUUCUAGAAGAUGUUGAAGCUGCUCAUCUAUUACUAAUUCCUUUGUUCAUCGGCGCCUCUUUAUUUCUGGCUUUCACAAUCUCAGCUCUUAUUAAAAAUCAUCUCCGGUGGAUUGAUGAAGCUCCCAUUGAUCACCAGCUUGUCCAAGCCCAUAAAUUGCUCCAAGCUUCUCUAUUAGGUAUGUGUUUAUAUCUUUCAAUGUUGAUAUACAAAUUCAAUCAUCUUAUGAGAGCAAGAACUUCACUUAACAAGGCAUUAAAGGUUGAAGAAAAGCAACUCGAGGACUGGAAGCAUAUCAUUGCAGUACGAGCCUAUAAAUUAGAGUGCAAGGUUGGUAGACUGGAAGCAGGGCUUAAGGAGCUGAAAUUCGAAUACCUGAGAAAAUCUAGGGAGGCUGAGGCUAAAGCAGCUGUUGCGUCAGAGCUGAAAAAACAGUGUGAAGGAUUUAACCUCAAGCAUGACCGUGAGCUCGAGUACAAUCAGACCCUCCGUAACCAGUUGCUGUCAAUAGAUCAAACAUUGUUAGAGGAUAAACAAAAAAUAUCAAGUUGGACUGGUCUGAAAGAGAGCAUUUUGCGAGAUGGAUUGAAUCUGUUAUCCCCAUGGAAAAUCCUUGAACCCAGCAACAAUGUAUCAGAAGAAUGUUCGGAUAACAAUCCGGUGACAACUAACGGAUGUUAUCAGACUUUACAUUCUGGUACUUCUGCGCCAUCUUCACCAAGACACCGCCACAGGAGACCAGUCUAUCAGACUAGUUACUGAUCUAUAUUACCAUGUAACAGAACUCUCUACAUAAUUCACUCAAAGUCGCUGUCUGCUUCUAGUAAAUGUGAACGAUGUAAACGGUAUUGUGAGC